This is a messenger RNA of Nycticebus coucang (slow loris), 2926 nucleotides long. Its product is annotated as zinc finger protein 91-like. Gene Ontology annotation, molecular function: DNA-binding transcription factor activity, RNA polymerase II-specific; RNA polymerase II cis-regulatory region sequence-specific DNA binding. NCBI's taxonomy places the organism in Eukaryota, Metazoa, Chordata, Mammalia, Primates, Lorisidae. The record is from RefSeq and is a predicted model, not a curated record. Gene Ontology annotation, biological process: regulation of transcription by RNA polymerase II. Gene Ontology annotation, cellular component: nucleus. The transcript is spliced from 7 exons.
UCAGAGAGCUGGGGCUUCUGGUUUUGGAGGAGCUGAGAGAUGUGCACGUGCAGAUGAAGGACAUCUUGGGGUGUAUGGGGCAUAGUUACAAAGUUGGAUGCUUCUGACCUGUGUGGUGUCAGGCUGUGAAGGUCACUGGGGGGACCACUUUUAAGAAGGCUCCAUCUGGCAGUGGACAGUGAAGGAGCAGUUGGGAACUUCAGUAUUUAAACAUGAGAAGGCAUACAGAAGAACUAGGGCAAUGGAUACUGAGGAACUGUUGACAUUCAGAGAUGUGUCUAUAGAAUUCUCUAUGGAUGAGUGGGACUGCCUGGACCCUGCUCAGCAGAAUUUGUAUCGGGAUGUCAUGUUAGAGACCUACAGUCACCUGGUCUUCCUAGGGCUUGCCAUCUCUAAGCCUGAGCUCAUCACCUGUCUGGAGCAAAGGAAAGAACCCUGGAAGGUGAAGACUCACCAGACAGUGGUCAAGCACCCAGUUAUAUCUAAUCAUUCCACCCAGAGCAAUUCACAAGUGCUGGGCAUGAACAUUUUAUUACCAGAGAUAAUCCUGAGAAGAUAUGAAAAUGACGGCCCUGAGAAUUUAAACUCAAUAAAAGACUGGGAUAGAGUGUAUAAGUAUAAGCAGCAGAACGUAUCUUACAACAGACUAGAUGAAAGUUUAACAGCUAUGCAUGGUAAAAUCUACCAAUGCAGUAAAUGUUUCAAAGUUGUCAGAAAGUUAUCAAAUGUAAAUAGACAUAAGAUGAUAUAUACUGGAGAAAAUCCUUACAAAUUUGAAGCAUGUGACAAAUCCUUUAACCAUUACUCAUCCCUUUCUGUACAUAAAAGAAUUCAUUCUGGAGAGAAACCCUACAAAUGUGAAGAAUGUUGCAAACCCUUUAAGGAUUCCUCAACUCUUUCUGUACAUAAAAUAAUUCAUUCUGGAGAGAAACCCUACAAAUGUGAAGAAUGUGGAAAAGCCUUUAAUGAUUCCUCUACUCUUUCUGCACAUAAAAGAAUUCAUUCUGGAGAGAAAUCUUACAAAUGUGAAGAAUGUGGCAAAGUCUUUAACCAUUCCUCAACCCUUUCUGUACAUAAAAGAAUUCAUUCUGGAGAGAAACCCUACAAAUGUGAAGAAUGUGGAAAAGCCUUUAAGAAUUCCUCAACCUUUUCUAUACAUAGAAGAAUUCAUUCUGGAGAGAAACCCUACAAAUGUCAAGAAUGUGGAAAAGCCUUUAACUAUUCCUCAAUCCUUUCUGUACACAAAAGAAUUCAUUCUGGAGAGAAACCCUACAAAUGUCAAGAAUGUGGAAAAGCCUUUAAUGAUUCCUCUACUCUUUCUGCACAUAAAAGAAUUCAUUCUGGAGAGAAACCCUACAAAUGUCAAGAAUGUGGCAAAGCCUUUAAUUAUUCCUCUACUCUUUCUGCACAUAAAAGAAUUCAUUCUGGAGAGAAACCCUACAAAUGUGAAGAAUGUGCAAAAGCCUUUAAGGAUUCCUCAACCCUUUCUGUACAUAAAAGAAUUCAUUCUGGAGAGAAACCCUACAAAUGUGAAGAAUGUGGAAAAGCCUUUAACCAGUACUCACAUCUUUCUGUACAUAAAAGAAUUCAUUCUGGAGAGAAACCCUACAAAUGUGAAGAAUGUGGAAAAGCCUUUAACCAUUCCUCAAUCCUUUCUGUACACAAAAGAAUUCAUUCUGGAGAGAAACCAUACAAAUGUGAAGAAUGUGGAAAAGCCUUUAACCAGUACUCACAUCUUUCUGUACAUAAAAGAAUUCAUUCUGGAGAGAAACCCUACAAAUGUCAAGAAUGUGGAAAAGCCUUUAACUAUUCCUCAAUCCUUUCUGUACACAAAAGAAUUCAUUCUGGAGAGAAACCCUACAAAUGUCAAGAAUGUGGAAAAGCCUUUAAUGAUUUCUCUAAACUUUCUGUACAUAAAAGAAUUCAUUCUGGAGAGAAACCCUACAAAUGUGAAGAAUGUGGAAAAGCCUUUAAUGAUUUCUCUAAACUUUCUGUACAUAAAAGAAUUCAUUCUGGAGAGAAACCCUACAAUUGUGAAGAAUGUGGAAAAGCCUUUAAGGAUUCCUCAACACUUUCUGUACAUAAAAGAAUUCAUUCUGGAGAGAAACCCUACAAAUGUGAAGAAUGUGGCAAAGCCUUUAACCAGUACUCACAUCUUUCUGUACAUAAAAGAAUUCAUUCUGGAGAGAAACCCUACAAAUGUGAAGAAUGUGGAAAAGCCUUUAACCAUUCCUCAAUCCUUUCUGUACACAAAAGAAUUCAUUCUGGAGAGACCCCCUACAAAUGUGAAGAAUGUGGAAAAGCCUUUAAUGAUUUCUCUAAACUUUCUGUACAUAAAAGAAUUCAUUCUGGAGAGAAACCCUACAAAUGUCAAGAAUGUGGAAAAGCCUUUAAGGAUUCCUCAACCCUUUCUGUACACAAAAGAAUUCAUUCUGGAGAGAAACCCUACAAAUGUCAAGAAUGUGGAAAAGCCUUUAACCGGUCCUCAAACCUUUCUGUACACAAAAGAAUUCAUUCUGGAGAGAAACCCUACAAAUGUCAAGAAUGUGGAAAAGCCUUUAACCGGUCCUCAAGCCUUUCUGUACACAAAAGAAUUCAUUCUGGAGAGAAACCCUACAAAUGUGAAGUAUGUCGAAGAGCCUUUAAGGAUUCCUCAACCCUUUCUGUACACAAAAGAAUUCAUUCUGGAGAGAAACCCUACAAAUGUGAAGUAUGUCGAAGAGCCUUUAAGGAUUCCUCAACCCUUUCUGUACACAAAAGAAUUCAUUCUGGAGAGAAACCCUACAAAUGUCAAGAAUGUGGAAAAGCCUUUAACCAGUCCUCAACCCUUUCUGUACACAAAAGAAUUCAUUCUGGAGAGAAACAUUAGAAAUAUGAAUAGUGUGGCAAACCCUUUAACUCAGGGUCAUACCAGCCUUUACAAUAA